AUCUCUAUAUCUCAAAUACUUUAUAGCAAUGUAGUAUUUUACCAGUUUUUAUUUUUAUUGGCUAUUCAUAACUGAUAAACCCGUUGGUAGAUACCCAAUCAGCAUUCGUAUACGUGUCAACAGAAAUUAUGAGAAUUUAAGAAUACGUCAGUUUGAAAAUUUCGAGGAAUUUUAUAGAAUUUUAAAAUGGAAUUAGAGUAUAAUCAUUUUUUGAUAGUGUUCCUGUGUUUAUACAAUAGUGCUAAGAGUCAGUCGAUAAAGACUGAUGUAAAAAUUGAUGCUAAAGAACUAAGAUGUUUAGUGUGCGAAACGAGCGUGCAAGAAGUAGCCAAGGCAAUCAAUAAGUUGGACCCUAACAAAAAAGUGGAUGUAGGGGGCUACAGAUUGGACAUUGACGGAAAUUACAAUCACAAAGCUAUUUCUGAGGCAAAGUCUGAGCUGGCUCUCUCUGAGAUAAUCGAAAAUGUUUGCGAAAAGAUGGAUAACUAUGUUCGAGCCACUUGGAAGUCAAAUGGCACACUUACGCUCUUGAAAAUGAUCUCUGACGAGGGUACUAUGAGCCCCAACUUUGGAGAUGUUGAUAUCCUACAGGACGAUGAUUUGAAUAAGAGUCUCAAGUAUUAUUGUGAAGAAUUUAUGGGAGAGUAUGAAGAGGAUCUGAUAAAACUGUAUCAAGAAGAACAUGAAGAUGUCCAAAAAGAAUUUUGUGUGCUGCAAACCAAAUUGUGUCCUUCCAAAAAGAAAGUUAAACAGGAACUAUGAUUUUGUUGAGUUUGAUAUUUUUUUCCACUGUAUGCAUUUUUAUAAAAAAGUUAUUUGUUAAGAAUAAAAAAUAUUUUUUCUAUCG
Molecule: messenger RNA, 847 nt
Organism: Leptinotarsa decemlineata (Colorado potato beetle)
Lineage: Eukaryota; Metazoa; Arthropoda; Insecta; Coleoptera; Chrysomelidae
Gene: sel
Product: canopy family protein seele
Cellular component (GO): endoplasmic reticulum
Source: RefSeq, a predicted model, not a curated record